UACCUCCCUCGCUACGUGAUCCGUGAUCAUGCAGCGGCUUUAUUUGUUGACCCGUGUGCGACAGCACACAAUGAUUUCUGCGCGAGGACUCAUUCCGUCGCAAAUUGGACGCGUCAGAGCUAGCAAGCCCAAUGUUCGAUUGUAUUCUGCGCACUCGCAACAGGCGCCAAAAGCAGACAACAAUCCAUUCUUCCCACCAAGCGGAAGUAGUACUUGGGGCAAAGUAGACCCUUCGCUAGUCGUUGACAUUGCGCUGAAGACCCUGAUAGGGUUGGGCGUCGUUUUUGCCGGGGGGAGCUUAUACGUGUUUUGGUACAAACAUAACGUCCUUUCAAAGAUUGAAGCAGCAUUCAACGAAACGUGGAAUGAUACAGCCCUAGUGCAAUUAAUCAAGCAAGAGCUAUCACGGUUUGACCUUCUGACACCCGACCUAGAGCACGCUGGCUUGCAACGUUUAGCAGCAAAGCUCUUCGAAGUAAAUCCACGGCGGGAGGAACAAGACUUCAUCGAUUCCAUUGUGAAGGGAGAGACGACAGGUUCAUACUUUCUUCUCAUCGGACCGAAGGGGGCGGGGAAGUCUGGAAUGGUAUUCGACGCAAUGUUGAACAUACGUAACAAAGGCUCGGUAUUUCUCGAAGCGCAUCCCGACCUUGAGGUGUUUCGUUUGCGCCUAGGAAACGCUUUAAACUAUGAAUUUAGCGAGGACAUGCAGGCAGGACUGUUCCAGAGACCGGACCCUCGAUCCGGCGGUCCCGCGAUGGAUAUUGAACGUGCGCUAGAUAAGCUACAUGAAGUUGCUAUGCGAAGUGGACGCCGUCGUCCGCUCGUUCUCGUCAUUACCAAAAUUCAGAAUUUUCAUAACGACGACCAAGGCCGAAAUCUUCUUUUACAGAUUCAACAGUAUGCUGAACGUUGGGCCAUAAGAGGCAUCGUCACUGUUGUAUUCACCACGGAUGAUGUAUGGCCGUAUACGUUAUUACGCAAAGCAGCAACUUUGAUGGAGGUGCACUCUGUCCAAGAUCUGGACUGGGGAAUGUCAAAGCGCACUCUAUUGUGCAGACGGCCAGAUGCUGAGAAUGUAGACAGUGUUGUGCACGUUGUGGGAGGACGUCAAUCCUAUCUCAAUAAGGUGUCCAGGGCCGAAGAGAUGCUGCAAGCUGCGGAGGACCUCCUCCGCUUGGAGAAGGCGUGGCUUGAGAGCUGCCUCGGGCUGAUACCGGAUUGCGACAAUGAUGGGGAAGUUGUCAUUCAGCAAAAAUGGAGUUUACACUGCUGGACUUUGCUCCGAGAGUUCGUACGACUAUACAGAGCCAAGCAGAAGGAAUUGGGGAACUGUUGGGAUCCGCUAAAACUCCCCGUUAUCCCAUCGUGGCGAUGUCAGCAGAUCAUGACACGGCCCGAUUAUUUGGACGAGCUUGAUAGGUUGGACGUAGUCUAUAUUGACAUGAAUUCAAACGUGCAGCCCGACUCGAUGCUAGUCCUCCGCGCCGUUAUAGACAUCGUUGAGAAGGAAGGCUUCGAUGAGCUCCUAGAAGACGUCCGCUGCAGAAUAAAGGAGAUAGAGAACCUGCGACGAUGAAGGAUUGUCGCAGAACAUGUUCGAGCUGUAUUGGACAUGUAGUGCGCUAUAAUUAUUACCUCUAUAGUACUACUGAUCCAGACUAAUUCGUUAUUGGAAACAUAUUUCCUGUAAACAGGACGGAGGCAAGCCCGGUGAUUUUUGCUUCUUUCCUGCACUUCAUUCUUUACUGGACUUUGACACCAGUGGAGCUUUCCGCUAUGAUUUUAAUUUUUGAC
Molecule: messenger RNA, 1797 nt
Organism: Suillus subalutaceus
Lineage: Eukaryota; Fungi; Basidiomycota; Agaricomycetes; Boletales; Suillaceae
Exons: 14
Coding region: 29-1579 (516 amino acids)
Source: RefSeq, a predicted model, not a curated record